AUUCCCCUUGCUAAAUAUGGCGUUUUGCAUUUUGGCUGCACCAUACCAGCAAGAGAAACACUUUUAAGUUAACACUUAUCUAUCUUGUUGAGGUUCGCUGUUGCUUGGUCAAACGGUUGCUCUUUUGAGUUAACCUCAGAUUGGGUUCGCGAGCUAACGCGAAUGUGGCGUUAACGUUACAGGCUAACGUUAGCUAACGUUAAAUAUUGUGGAAAAACAAAGCUACUCCAGCCAAGCUGCUUUUAAAGCGAAUAACGUUAUCCCAGUUAGUUAUAGGAUAGUUAGCUAAUGUUAGCCCAAGGGCGUUCUUAAACUUUUAUCUCCCUUUGCCGCCACAAACUAUAUGAACAGCUAAUUCGGGGCUAAAAGCUAAAUGCAUCGUGGUGGGUGUGUUAACAGUAGUUGCAGGGUAACGCUAGUAUAAAUUUACUAUUAUCAUAACAACGCACCUCAGGGUUGGCCACCUGUCCUUGCUCUCUAUAAUGCCCCAGUGUUUGCAGCAUCUGCAGUGAACGUGAUGGCAGCCCAGUCGAUUUCCAUAGACAAGUACCCAAAGGGAGAGCAGCAGAUGCAAGGUGUGGUAAAGGUAGACAGCGAUUCGGAGCAGAAGUUUAUUGAGGGAACAUUGGCAGAGGCGCCCAGCCCGGCUCCCACAGAGCCGCAGACACCCAUGGACGUGGACAAAGCUUCCAUAUAUCGCCAUCCCCUGUUCCCUCUCUUGGCUCUGCUGUUUGAGAAGUGUGAACAGUCCACGCUUAGCUCUGAUUGCAUCACCUCUGCGAGCUUUGACGUGGACAUUGAGAACUUUGUCCGCAAUCAGGAAAAGGAGGGCAAACCCUUCUUCAGCGAAGAUCCUGAACUCGACAACUUGAUGGUGAAAGCCAUCCAGGUGCUGCGGAUCCACCUGCUUGAGUUGGAGAAGGUGAGUGACCUGUGUAAGGACUUCUGCAGCCGCUACAUCGCCUGCCUCAAGACCAAGAUGAACAGCGAGACUCUGCUGAGUGGAGAGCCGGGAAGCCCGUACUCCCCCGUUCAAGGCCAGGCCCAGAGCUUCUCACCCACCAAGACUCAGACCUCCAGCUCUAUGUCAGGUACCAUCAGUCCCCAAGGUCAAAUCGUGGUGCCAGCAUCAGCCCUGCAGCAAGGGAAUGUUACUGUGACAGCCGUCAACCCCACCCAGGUGGUCGCAGGUAUGUCACCAUGGCAUACAACCCCUCCCUCAGGUGGCACAGUGUACCAGCCUGUUACAGUCGUCACUCCUCAGGGCCAGGUGGUAACACAGGCUCUUUCUCCUGGGACAAUACGCGUCCAAAACAAUCAGCUCCAGCUGCAAUUUCACCAGGACCUGAACCUCUUUAGUCACGACGACAACUCAACCAAGAACAAACGUGGCGUUCUACCCAAACAUGCCACCAAUGUCAUGCGCUCGUGGCUCUUCCAGCACAUUGGGCACCCAUAUCCAACAGAGGAUGAAAAGAAACAGAUUGCCACUCAGACAAACCUGACACUUCUGCAGGUCAACAACUGGUUUAUAAAUGCACGGAGGCGGAUCUUGCAGCCUAUGUUGGAUGCCAGCUCCUCUGAGACACCAAAAGCCAAGAAGAAGACGCCUCAAAACCGGCCACUGCAGCGCUUCUGGCCUGACUCCAUUGCCGCUGGGGGAGGAACUCACCAGCAGGUUACCAUGCCAGAUGGUACUAUGGUGACGAUGAACGUGGAGGGUCUGCAGAGCCUGACGUCAGAUGGCGCCACGCUGGCGGUACAGCAAGUGAUGCUGGGAGGUCACAGUGAAGACGAGUCGGGGGACAGUGGAGAUGAUGACGAUGACACAGACAUGGCCGGGCUGGGCCUGGACAACAGCGACUCAUUGCAGUAGAGGACACACUCCCUCACACUCUGAUCUACACAUACACACAAGACAUGCAUAAAUAGGUCUACAGAAUACAUGUGCGUUCUCAAACACACGAUGAAUCAUAGUACAAACAGACACACACAUUAGGUUUGCAUAGAGCACAAAACUACAGGACUACAACGGGAACGGUCCUGCACUCUUCCAACCCUCCAUCCUGCUGAACGGCGGUUUAUGCUGCGUGUGUGUACAUCAGGAGUUUCAUUUCAGAAACCGUUUUUUUAAUAAUUUAGUUGAUGUAUGCGAGUGCACUUUUUUGUAUAUUUAAGCUCAAAAAGAUUAAAUCAAAGAAACAAGAAAAAAAGAAGUGUUAAAAACACCUGAAGCAAGUUUGUAUGCUCCGUUAAUAAAUGUUGACUGAUUUUAAUUUUUUAUUUUUUUUCCCUUGGCCCCUGUUCUCAUUUUUGGAUGCCAACACUUAGAAGUUGUAUCUGUAAGGGUUUGUCUUCACUUUUUGCAUGCUUGUGUUUUGAGUAGAUGUGCACACUCUUAGGACUGACUCCACGGCUCUCACACAGGCCCGUGCAGGCCAAGCAGAGCCCAAGUGGAGAGAUGGGGGGGAGGGGGAGGAGAGAUGCUUAUUUUUAUAUACAAACAUAUAAAAUUAGUGUUUUUUGUUUUCAUUUUUGUGUUCUCCUGUUUUGUAAGGAGUAUUUAUGUACAGAUUCAUAAUUAAAGCUAGCGACCCUGUUUUCCAGGGUUCCUUGAAGUUUUCUAAAAAACAGAAAAAGGAAUUGAAUGCUGAUGAAAAUUUCUAUUUAAAUUGGUUUUAAACUUACAAUACUAACAAGGCCUUACCUGUGUUCUUUUCUAAAAAAUUCUUGCCAAGAAGCACAAAAAGAAAGUCUGACCCUCUGUGAAAUCGGUCAAAAAGACACUAAACUGCAGAACACUUGUGUGGUUCUGUAAAGCAUCGGUAAUAAUUUUACUUUGUGUGCUGCAACAUCCCAGUUAUCUGAAGAGUUAUCAUACACAGUAACUUGACUGCAGUGCUCAGAUUUUUUAAAUACAGCUCCAGUUUUACCCUCAUUGUGUAUACCAUACUUUACGUCAUUUUACGACAUCAUUUUACAGUAGUAGCGUAGGCGUCACUUUCUCAAAUGCACAAUCCAGAACACUAUGCUAAUCACACAAUCACAAGGGUCUGAGUUGGAAACCCCUGGAAGGGCAGUAUCCACAGUGAGAUAUGAACUCCAUCAACAACUUUUUGCACGCAUUAAACUUUUAUUUAUGUACAUGUACAUGCUACUGCGUUGAAAACAAAGAGCAGUUGGAAAGUUGUACUCCUUGUCUGCCUGAAGGACUGAGACUAAGCUCUGCAGCCUCUGUUAGUCCCCUUGCCACUACAUACACAUGUAGUGAAAGAUUUUAAAUCUCUUUAUCAAUAUGUUUAUUACUGCACAAAUUGGGGUGCCUCUUGUUUGAAUAUCUCUAAUAUUGUACUGUACAACAGUUGUCAGUAGUUGCAGUAAUCUGGUUUAUAGCCCUCUUGUAAAGUUGAAACUUGAAAUGGUUAAUUUCAUGCAGCCUGAGGGUAUAGUGACUCUGGGUGGGUCCUCGCUGAGCUCUCGGUUCCACACUUGCGUCUGUCUUGCUUUUUAUGAAGCGUUGUUCACUUUUCUCUUGUCUGUUUUGCCUUAGAGCUUUCUAUUUUGGAAUAAACGAUGUCUAACUCUC
This is a messenger RNA of Siniperca chuatsi (mandarin fish), 3586 nucleotides long. RefSeq names its product pbx/knotted 1 homeobox 1.1 (gene pknox1.1). Bases 518 to 1876 code for a protein of 452 amino acids. The record is from RefSeq and is a predicted model, not a curated record. The transcript is spliced from 11 exons. NCBI's taxonomy places the organism in Eukaryota, Metazoa, Chordata, Actinopteri, Centrarchiformes, Sinipercidae. Gene Ontology annotation, molecular function: DNA-binding transcription factor activity, RNA polymerase II-specific; RNA polymerase II cis-regulatory region sequence-specific DNA binding. Gene Ontology annotation, biological process: regulation of transcription by RNA polymerase II; angiogenesis.